AAAAAAUAAGUAUAUUUGUAAGCAUCUCGAAUAAUCCUUUGGGACUUGAAGCGAGAGGAUCGGAGAAAGCAGACAGAUGUGGAGUUGUUCAUCGGCGUUCCAAAGAGUAGCCUCCUUAAUGUUCAUGGCUCCCAAGUUAAAACCUCAGCGACUCCAUCAAAUUGCAGAGACUGGUGCUGAGCAACUGGUUAAGAAAGCAAGGACGAUGACUACCGAAUCCUCAAUGAAAGAUGCUUUCUCUCAAUACGCUGAUUAUCUCAACAACUUUAAUGAGAAACGAGAGAGAGUGGUGAAGGCAAGUCGUGACAUCACUAUGAACAGCAAAAAAGUUAUCUUUCAAGUUCACAGACUCAGUAAAGACAACAAAGAAGAGGUUUUGGAAAAAGCAGGGAAAGAUUUAGAAGCAGUGAGGGAACAACACUUUGCCCGGCUGAUGAAAGAGCUUCAAGGCACUGAUUUUUGGAAGCUCCGGCGAGCUUACUCCCCAGGGGUGCAGGAAUACGUUGAAGCUGCAACGUUUUACAAGUUCUGUGUGUCAGGAACACUCUCUACUCUCGAUGAGAUUAACUCUACGCUUUUACCGCUUAGUGACCCUUCUUUAGAGCCGCUGCAGAUCAACAUCCUUGACUAUAUUCUCGGGCUUGCGGAUUUGACUGGAGAGCUAAUGAGGAUGGCGAUAGGUAGAAUAUCAGAUGGUGAAGUCGAGUUCGCGCAGAGGAUUUGUCAGUUUGUCAGACAGAUUCACAGGGAACUGUUGCUGGUCGUGCCUCAGAUGGAUGACAGUUACGACAUGAAGUCAAAGAUGGAAGUGAUGCUUCAAAGUGUGAUCAAAAUAGAGAAUGCUUGCUUUAGCGUUCAUGUGCGUGGAUCAGAGUAUAUUCCGCUGCUUGGAGAUGAUGCACCAACGUCGUUCUUAUUGGGAGGUGCUGAUGUUGAAUGAUUAAGAAGUGUUCUCUUUAAUCGUGAGAACUAUGAUCACUUUAGUAUGGAUGCUGCCGAGGAACUUUCAAAGCAGAGGACUCUCUGAGAUCUCUUUGUUGCAAGACUUUUUGAGUAUGAAUGGCAAAACAAAAUGUAGAAGUUUUUUUCUUUUGUCACAAUUAUCGCAAGCCAGUAGCUUUAAAGUCUAUGGAGUCUGACGAUUGCUUUCUUGUUCUAGUUAAAAAAAGGUUUUGGCCUUUCUUAUUUUUC
Molecule: messenger RNA, 1191 nt
Organism: Brassica oleracea var. oleracea
Lineage: Eukaryota; Viridiplantae; Streptophyta; Magnoliopsida; Brassicales; Brassicaceae
Product: translin-associated protein X
Exons: 7
Coding region: 77-940 (287 amino acids)
Cellular component (GO): cytoplasm; nucleus
Molecular function (GO): RNA endonuclease activity; RNA binding; sequence-specific DNA binding
Source: RefSeq, a predicted model, not a curated record